ACAAGGUACCUUAAUGAACACCCGGAGUAUAUGGUAGAAGGGCUUAGCUUUUCACAAUUUUCAUUCCAAGUUCCGAAGCCCUUGCAAGAAAACUAUGUGAGAAAGCGCCCUCGUCCGCCACCUCAAAAUGAUGCCGUUAAUACAGAAGUGAAACCCAUAGCAUGGAUAAGUGACAAUGACGUGGACACAGAUUUGCAGCUCAGUGGGCCCAGGCUUCCUGCCGAAUAUUCUGAAGAUCCUUACCCUGCAACUCAGGCGACAAAGAAGAAGAAGAUGACAUCAUCGUCGUCGGUGGGGGUAAAAUGGUGAUUUAGUUUAAAGUGGGUGUUUGUUAGUGUAAUUAGUAAGAUCUUUGGGAAGAAACGAAAUGGUUUUCGAAGGAACUACAUUUUGGGAUCUUUUCGCAUCUUUCGUAACAUUAUUUUUCAGUCUCGGUUAAUGUUAUGAAAAGAUGUCAGAAAAUUAUGAUGCUUGUGUUGUUGAAGAUUUCAGUUGUCCUAAUCUGUAUGUACAAAUGGAGUUUUGCUAAACUUUACCUUAAUCUUUUUCUUUUUUGCUUUUU
This is a messenger RNA of Erythranthe guttata (spotted monkey flower), 562 nucleotides long. NCBI's taxonomy places the organism in Eukaryota, Viridiplantae, Streptophyta, Magnoliopsida, Lamiales, Phrymaceae. The record is from RefSeq and is a predicted model, not a curated record.